AUGGCCAUCAGAUUAUUGACCUCUCUUUCUCUUGCUUCUUCCGCAUUGGCCGCGUCCCAGCAGCUAUGGUUCACCUCUUUUGCAGGCCCCUUUUCCACCUUCACAUUCGAUGCCACUUCUCUCACCAACAUCUCCACCACACUUGACGCUGGCUUUCAGCCCGGCUGGAUUGCUAAGCAUCCUCGCUUAGACGUCCUCUACACCCCGUUCCGUGGUCGAGGCGGUGUCAACGCAUGGUCAUAUGAUCGCAAGGGAAAAGUCAGCAAGAUCGCCACGGCACGCACCAACGGAACAGACGCUGUGCACUGUGAGGUAUCAGGAGACGGGCACACACUUGCAGUGCCGAACAUCAACGGUGCCAACUUGGCUGUAUUUGCAGUCCGCCCUAACGGCACAUUCGCAAGUUCUCCGACGGCCGUGUUUACCUUCCCUUUCUACACACCUGGUCCCAACCCCAUUCAGCAAACAUCUUCUCGCCCACAUCAAGCACGCUUCGAUAGAUCUUCCAGCUUCCUAUAUGUUCCUAACCUUGGCACUGAUCGUCUGCAUGUCUUCCGCGUCGAUGGUCCUGCCAAGCUCAAACAGCUUGCUGACGUCGUCUUGCCUGUCGGCUCUGGCCCCAGACACCUGGACUUCUGGCCACCGACAGGCCGAUCCCAGUUCCUGUACCUCGUCAACCAACUCUCCAACACCGUCAUGGUUUUCGACAUCUCCACACCCUCACUUGGCGCAGCACCCAGGCUCGUUCAGACCAUCUCCACCCGCGGACCUGGCCUGCCCCCUUCAGACCCUAACAUCGACAUCAACGCUGCCGAGGUCACUGUGUCUCCUGAUGGUCGGUUCUUGAUAGCAUCGAACCGAAACGACACAUCUCGAACAGAUGACACUCUUGCUUCUUUCUCAAUCAACACAUCCUCCAAGUCAAACCACCUCACAUUUCAGAGCCUUACCGGUACAGGUGGUAAGAACCCGCGAGAUCACCGAAUUGAUCCCACAGGGCGAUACAUCGCUGUUACAAAUCAAGAUACAGGUAUUAAUAUUAUAGAACGGGAUGUCAAGACGGGGAUGUUCAAAGGUGUAAUCGCCAAUUAUACAAGCGAUAACCCGGUAUCGGUAUUUUGGCGCCUGUAA
This is a messenger RNA of Rhizoctonia solani, 1131 nucleotides long. Its product is annotated as lactonase, 7-bladed beta-propeller. The coding region runs from base 1 to 1131 and encodes 376 amino acids. Lineage: Eukaryota; Fungi; Basidiomycota; Agaricomycetes; Cantharellales; Ceratobasidiaceae. The transcript is spliced from 5 exons. Gene Ontology annotation, molecular function: 6-phosphogluconolactonase activity; protein binding. The record is from RefSeq and is a predicted model, not a curated record.